AGAAAAAACACAGAAGAAAACAUCGGCCGUUCUCAGCACCUUCCUUCGAUUUGUCUUCGAAUUUACGCAAGAACAACGGAAACACAACGAUUCGCCUCCAAAUUGCAUCAUUUACUCGUUUCGAUUUGGCUAAUUUGCAUGUGAAUUGGAUUGUUUGAACUGUUUAUUGCAAUAAUCGCCGUUUGUCUGCAUUUCUCGUGUGUGUUUUCUCUUCCUCUGCACGCGUGUGUCUGUGUGUUGGUGCAUCGUGGCAUGUGUGUUGCGUGUGUGUGCAUCCGUCAAGUUGACAUCCAAUUGGUGCUCCCAGCAGCAGCAGGAGGUGGAGAGUCCGCACCCGCCCGCACAAAACCCUGCACCGUCCCCAAACCGUCGUCCACUUUGCAGUGAGGCGGAGAGUGUGUGUUUUAACCUUUCUGACAUUGAAAACUGUAUCACUGCAAAAGCGGUUCCGCUCGGAGUCGGAUGCUAGAACGGUGCGCGGAUCGGGAGAUACCGGUGCGCACAUACACACAAACGCCCCGCUGUGUUUGGCCCCACGGUACGGUGUUUACUAAACGCGUGGAACGAGGCCAAGCAUUUGCUGGAGUUCGGUAGAGCAUUCCACCGCGAGGUGAAGAAAGUAAAGAGUGCAGUUUUGAGGAAGAGGCAGACGGUGCAGAGGCUGAGUGGUCGGUGCGAGCAUUUGGUCUAAUCAUCUACUUCACUUAAUCGUUCCGGGCGUGUUUCGGUGACACAAGUGCCAGUGGUGACUCCAGCUCAACACCGUCCUCGCCAGCAGCAUCAGCGUCGUCGUCGUCGUCGUGCAACGAUCCGGUCCAUGCCGACAACAGCACCGUUGAGCCGGAACGAAUCCACGACUAUCUGAGUCGAUAUCGCUUAUCGUACGGUGUACCGGCGCGAAAAAUAAGCCUCAAAAAAAGAAUGGCCAAGGACGAGGAGGACGAUCUGCUGCCCGACAAGGAUGCGGCGAAGGGAUUCUACGCCAAGUACGAGCCCAAGGAAAUUCUCGGCAGAGGCAUCAGCUCGACGGUACGGCGAUGCAUCGAGAAGGAAACGGGCAAGGAGUUUGCGGCAAAGAUCAUCGAUCUCGGCGCGGCAGAGACGGGCGAUUCCAACCACAUGCUGGAAGCAACCCGGCAGGAAAUUCAAAUCCUGCGCCAAGUGAUGGGACACAAGUUCAUCAUCGAGCUGCAGGAUGUGUUCGAAUCGGAUGCGUUCAUUUUCCUCGUGUUCGAACUGUGCCGGCAGGGCGAGCUGUUCGAUUAUCUCACGUCGGUGGUGACACUGUCCGAGAAAAAGUCCCGCUACAUCAUGCGCCAGAUAUUCGAGGGCGUCGACUACAUCCAUUCGAAGAACAUUGUGCAUCGCGAUCUGAAACCGGAGAACAUCCUGCUCGACGAUAAUCUCAACGUGAAGAUCACCGAUUUCGGGUUCGCCCGGGUGCUGAAAGAGGGCGAAAAACUGUAUGAUCUCUGUGGAACUCCUGGAUAUUUGGCACCGGAAACAUUAAAGUGCAACAUGUUCGAGGAUGCGCCAGGAUACUCGAAGGAGGUGGACAUCUGGGCCUGCGGUGUGAUCAUGUUCACGCUACUGGUCGGCUGUCCACCGUUCUGGCAUCGGAAGCAGAUGGUAAUGCUGCGUAACAUCAUGGAAGGCAAAUACAGCUUCACCUCCCCAGAGUGGGCGGACAUUUCAGAGGAUCCCAAGGACCUGAUACGCAAAUGCCUGGUGGUUGACCCAUCGAAGCGAAUCACAGUCACGGAAGCGUUGAAGCAUCCCUUCUUCAACACAGUUCUUUUCGAGCAAGACAUUGGACCUCUGAAACGGAGCCUUUCGGUUAAAUCGAGACGCUUCAGUCGCAUUGCUGACCUCGCACUGAACCCCACGGAAAAUUUGCGUAAGCAAAGUCAGUUCAACGCUAGGAAGAAGUUUCAGUUUGCUAUACUGUGUGUACGCGCUAUGAUCCGGAUCAAGAGGCUACGGUACACGCCGGAACCGCUGCGCGUCGAGGAUGCGCUCAGAGAUCCGUACCGCGUCAAGGUGCUGCGCAAGGUCAUCGAUGGAUGUGCAUUUCGAGUGUACGGCCACUGGGUCAAGAAGGGCGAGGGUCAAAACCGGGCCGCCCUGUUCGAGAAUACGCCUCGAUGCGAGGUUUAUAAUCUUUAUAUCAACAGCCUUAAUCGAUAGGCUGUAGAGGAGGUGCGCAAGCUCGCUACUGCUGUUGCUGCUGCCGCCCGUUACGAUGCGCGGGACCAUCAAUUCGCGGCUGGAAUCAAUCGGAGAGGAAGGCGCUAGAUCAAGGAUUAGGUGGUGCACGGUGGUGUGCAACGCUCGGUGAAAAAAUGAACGCUUGCACGCAGCAAUAACCAUGGCAGCAUUAGGAGAAUGUCGUCCGUUGCAGUCGCGAUUUAGUCGCGAUCGUCUCAACACGUUAAACGCUGCUCGCAAUAAGUUCGAUAAGCAAUCCUAGAGUGUAGCGCGCAUGAUCACAGCGAUCAGCGUUUGCGUUGGCAGGAUCAAUUUCAUCAACCUUAGCUACCUACUUAAACAUUCAUCCAUCCGACACUGCAUCCACGUAAUAUGAUUCCUGUUUCAUCUCACAUGGCCCCUCCCCCCCUCCCUUUCUUCUCCCCUGGCUAGUGUGCACUACAAAUAGUUAAAGAGGAGAAACGUCUGUUUCUCGUUAGCAUAGUAAAUUUAAAAGCUAGAAUUUACCCUGCAACCUCCUACGACCUAGGUGGCUAUGGCUGCAGAACAAAACAAUGCAGCAGGACUGGACUAAUGAAGACAGCACAAGCGAUCAUUCGUCGGACAGACAUAGAAAGCAAAGCAAUGAGAACAGAAGAGUGAGGGAGGUUCACGUGAUUAUGCUGUGUAAAGGAGGUGCAGGCAACGGGAAAAGGAAGGAUCUGCUUCUGAGAAGAUGAUAUUAAGUUUUUCGCCUUUUUUUGUUUUUUUUUUUAUACAACCAUAGCUAUGUACACUACUGUUAAUAAUAAGUAAGAAGAGGUAAUAUACGUAUGAACCAAAUGACAAAAAUGAGACACUCUUGUUUGUUACACAUUGUGGCGCAUUGAGCAUUGCAAUGUACGUUACAAGGACGGUAAACGACGAACCCUAAUGAAGGGUACAGUGAAACAGAGAAGCGUUUUUCAUUUCCUAUGUUUUGUUUUAAGGUUAUAAAAAGAAAUAGUAACUAAAUAAAUCGUGCUACUUACUGUAGUAAAUUAGUUACAUUAGUUGAAAAAAA
This is a messenger RNA of Anopheles arabiensis, 3250 nucleotides long. RefSeq names its product phosphorylase b kinase gamma catalytic chain, skeletal muscle/heart isoform (gene PhKgamma). Gene Ontology annotation, molecular function: ATP binding; phosphorylase kinase activity; calmodulin binding. The transcript has 10 exons. The coding region runs from base 922 to 2187 and encodes 421 amino acids. Lineage: Eukaryota; Metazoa; Arthropoda; Insecta; Diptera; Culicidae. The record is from RefSeq and is a predicted model, not a curated record. Gene Ontology annotation, biological process: protein phosphorylation; glycogen biosynthetic process. Gene Ontology annotation, cellular component: phosphorylase kinase complex.